AUGGCAGAGAUUGAUUAUUCCCAAAUUGCUCUUUCAGUAGUGGCCUCCUUAUGUGCUGUGAUAUCUCUUCUACUUUGGCUCGUGCUGAUAUCCGAUGGGCAACAGUCCCGACUUGUCUUGCUCCAUCAGAAGCCCUAUAUACUCUCGCAGGCUGCGGUGGGAGUGCUGGUCUGUGCCGGCUUGUUUGGGUCAAUAGCAUUGGCUACUUAUCAACCUGUUAUACGAAGGGAUCCCUCGCGGCCUGCUCUGACGGUUGAGCUGGGGUUUUUACUUCUUCUUCCUCCCAUAAACGAGGUCAAUACGGACACUCAACUUCAGCACGGAUACUGCUAA
Messenger RNA from Penicillium malachiteum, 333 nucleotides. RefSeq lists its product as uncharacterized. Bases 1 to 333 code for a protein of 110 amino acids. The record is from RefSeq and is a predicted model, not a curated record. The transcript has 2 exons. Lineage: Eukaryota; Fungi; Ascomycota; Eurotiomycetes; Eurotiales; Aspergillaceae.